Myotis myotis is the source of this 3099-nucleotide messenger RNA. It is a transcript of the gene PROSER3, whose product is annotated as proline and serine rich 3. NCBI's taxonomy places the organism in Eukaryota, Metazoa, Chordata, Mammalia, Chiroptera, Vespertilionidae. The record is from RefSeq and is a predicted model, not a curated record.
GAUAGGGCAUUGCUAAGCGACCGAGAGGCGCUGGGUCGGUCGGUGAAGGGGAGUUCCGCGAAGCGCGGAAGUAGCCACCGGAUGAACCGCAGCCUGCAAGUUUUCAACACUCGAGACAGCCCCUUUGGGGAUGCUCCCCUGGGUCAAAGCUAGACCUGGCACCCCAAGGUGAGAACACCACACAGAGAGUGCUCUGUGCCAGCCUAGUAGCAAGGGAGUGAAGACCUGUGAUAAGAGAUGCAGACCCUGAGUCCAUCCAGGUCCCAGAGAUCCAGGAUCCCAGAAACUCCCAAGGCUCUGGCCACAGAUCCCAACUCCCCUGAGCUAUUUGAGGAGUCCUGGCCAUCCAGGUCAGGGACCCCUUCCCCACCCAGCACCACUGAGGAACAGAUGGGUGCCUCCUCCCCACCCACCCUGAUUGACAGUAGUGACUCCGUGGUGGCCAAGUUCAUAAACCGGUUCCGCCAGGCUCAGCCCACAAGCCGAGAGGAACGCCAGCCUGCAGGCCCAACCCCAGCUGACUUUUGGUGGUUGCGGCCUGAAUCUCCAGACCCUACUAGUCAACUUGCAGCAGCAGGAGCCAAUAAACCAGAAGGAAGACUCACCACGGAAGUCCUGACUCUUGCCAAGGUGGCCAGUGCAUCACAGGCUAAGGCUAUGGCCCCCCUUCAGGAAAUAAAGCAGAGCCUCAACACAUGGAACUCAUCUCUGCUGGACCUGGAGAUGCUGAGCCUGCAAAGCAGAGCUGCCAGGCUGCUGAAACACAGCAAAGCCUCCGUCUCCUCCUCCUGCAGCCCCAGCAAUUCCAGCAAUUCCUUAUUCCCUGUCAGCUCUGAUGGUUUUUCUCCUUCCUCUGUGGCCUUCACCCCUGACUCCAGCAAGGGCUCUGACCCCAAGGCACAUGCAACUCCCGCACCAGCUCCCAUCCCUGCUCCAGCCUUGGUCUCCUCCCAGGCACCCCUGCGACCAGAGGAUGACAUUCUGUACCAGUGGCGACAGCGGCGGAAGCUUGAACAAGCUCAAGGAGGUCAGGGUGAUGGAACCUGGGUAUUGCCAGGGACCUCUGCCCUCACUACUCCGGUUCCUGUCCCUGUCUGUCUGCAUACCUCGCCUGCCCCUGCGGAGACCCUUAGUUCCCUGGGAACACAGCCUAACUGCAUCCCACUUUGGGGCAGUGUGGCCGGGCCUGCUCCCCAGGAAGUCUAUGUGGAGAGGCCUCCUAUUCCCCCAGGGUUCUCUCCACACAUCUUUCGGGGCCCCUACCCCCAAGGGUUUUUCUGGGCCCCACAGACCGGUUCCUGGGUAUCUUUUGGGGGCGUCCCCCACACGCCCUGUGCCUCUAUUCCUGGGCCCCCUAUCACUCCCCAGGGCCCGCCCACCCCUGCGCCAUGUAGCUCCGCGCAGCUCGAGAGGCCGGACCCCAAACCUCGGAAGGGUAGAGCCUGGCGCCCAGAAUCUGCUGGGCGAGUCAUGGCUGACCAGGAGCCCAGCCCGCAGCUCCGCGGCCCUCUGGGCCAGGUAGUGACCGCUCGGCUCUUCCCCGACAGCCUGGAGGACACGCCCCCUCGCCUCAAGGGCCUGCCUCCACCUCUGGCUGAAUCUCAGAAAAUGAAGACCGCACAACCCAAAACUAAGGUCAUGCCCCGGUGCUCAGAAGUUACAUCCCCUCUAUCGGAUUCACGGUUUCCUCAGGCGACCCCACCUGGUUGGCCUAAGGCCGAGUCUCGAGAUGCCAAAGCCACGCCUCCCGCAGAGGGGUGGGUGCUUUGCAAGGAAGUCAGGAAUCCUCAGCCCAAGGCCCCGCCCCCUCCAGCUGAAGAGGCUUCCACCGGGGUUGAGGCCCCGCCCCCUUUGGUCCAGGCGGGGUCUUUAGAGGCUGCGGUCACCUCCUCGCCCGCUGCUGACCACGCCCCCCCAGAGGACCUGCUCUCCCAGGCCGCCAGGCUUCUGCAGGCUGCUGAAGAUUCCGACAGCAGCGAGUUCCAGGAGGACCCUGUGCUGCAGGUGCUAAGGGUUCAGAGGGCCGAGCUGCGGCGGCAGAAAAGGAAAGUGGACGCCCAAUUAUCCCUUCUACUGGGUCACACUGAAGACUCAGGGACUUGGUCUCCUCCAGCCAGGUCGCCCCCAGGACCCCAAGGAUGCGGCUGAGGAGGGAAGGAGCCUCACUUGAGGCCAGAAGACUUUGAAUUGUAGAAAUUCUGUUUUUCCCAAUGAAAUGCUCUUUUUGGGUUACAGGUUGUCUCUGAGAAAAGAGUCUGGAAAGGCCAAGAGUCAUGCUUGGGAAAUAGUCACCCCCCCCCCCCCCCCCACCCCACCCUUACCCUACUUACUGACUGUGGUACAGAAUCUCUUCUAGUUUUAUCCUCUUUGAGGUCUAGGCAGGGGAGGGGUUCCAGGCAAAGCUUCAGGCAGGACUGGGACUCAUCUUAACUCAGGAGUGGAUCCUCCUGUCUCAGAUGAGACAGAAGGAACUUCCCUCUUGGUAUGAAGCUAUCAGGGUGUUGGACAGUGGUUAGUCCUCAGUCCACGUUCUGCUUGAACCAGGACAGUAUUUGGUUCAUUGAUCCCACCCUCGAAGCUUUUCCUUCCCCUGCCUCUAGCAUCACUGACAUGUCACUUUGGUGUGUCCCAGGGCUCUGGUCUUAACUUCUCUAUCUAAACUCUUCCCAUGUGCUAUUGUAGCUUCCUGGCUCUACAUCCUAUCUCUAUUUUGAUAGUCCCUAAAUUUAUAUCUUCAGUCUAGACCUGGCCACUAAACCUCAGGCUUCUAUAUCCUGCUACCUGCUCAUCAUCCUCACUCAGAGGUCUAAGAGAUGUCCCAUACUGCACAGGUCUUAAACUGAGCUCCCAAUCUACCCCCUAAACCUGCUCCUCCCAAACUUUCCUCAGCUUUGUCCUUCCUGCUCAGUCCAAAAGCCUCAAAGUCGUCCUUGACUCUUGUCUUUUCCUUAUACCCACAGUCAGUUGACCAGCAAGUUCUGUCAGGUCUACCUUUAAAAUCUAUCCAGAAUUUAACCCCUUCUUCCCCUUCCAUGGCCCUCACCUUAUUCUAAGCUAUCAUUAUCUGUUUGGACUAUUAAAAACCUGUUUGUUUUGUCA